Molecule: messenger RNA, 1728 nt
Organism: Adineta ricciae
Lineage: Eukaryota; Metazoa; Rotifera; Eurotatoria; Adinetida; Adinetidae
Source: the annotation of a GenBank genome assembly
AUGCUUUUUUCGUUCAAACGUUGGUGGCGUUUAUUAAUUAUAUUCUUUUCUCCAUUAAUACUUUUGCCACUUCCUCUUCUCAUACAUUCAGCCCAAGCUCAAUGUGCCUACAUUGUUCUUCUUUUAACAAUCUAUUGGGUCACAGAAGUAGUACCUUAUGGUGUUACUUCACUACUUCCGUUAGCUUUAUUUCCUAUGCUAAAUAUUUUGCCUGGCGAAGUGGUUGGUCAUAGUUACUUCAAAGAUAUAACAACAUUAUUUCUUGGCAGUAUGACAUUGGCUCAUGCAAUGGAAUACAUUCAUCUCCAUCGACGAUUAGCAUUGUUUGUACUAAGUGUUGUUGGUUCAUCCAUACGAUGGAGUAUGGCAGGAUUAAUGUGUGUAACAAGUUUUAUUAGCAUGUGGAUCAAUAAUUCGGCCGCGGCGAGUAUUAUGAUGCCUGUUGCUAUUGCAAUUGUGGAUCAACUGGAAAAUUACGAUAUGAAAAUAUCCGAAAAUGUUCAAGAGAUGGUCCCUAUCGACACUGAACCUGUAUUCGAUGUGAAAACGAUUGGCGAAGAUGACAAUGAUCCUAAAAGAACAUCGCAUCAUACUACAAUGAACGUAACAGAUGAAUUGGUACCAUUAAAUGAUUUAACUAAAAGAACUACACAAUCUGCGUUUGAUUAUUCAAAAUUAAGAUGUGGUUUUCUCAUUGCUGUUGCUUAUAGUUCUGGUAUUGGUGGCUUAACAACAUUAGUUGGAACUGGUCCUAAUAUCUUUGUUAAAGGAUUUGUCGAUCAAAUGUACGAAAAUGAUCAGAAAUUAAAAUUUGAGAUAUCGUUUGGAAAUUUUUUUCUUUAUGCACUACCCAUGGGUUUCCUCAUGCUGAUAUUCUGUUGGUUCACAUUGCAAAUAUUAUACAAUCGUAAAGACUUUUUUCGUUGGAGAAAAACAAAGAAUGAGUUAGAACGUGAACAACAUCUUCAUUCAAUUCUUAAACAACAAUAUAAAGACUUGAAUGUUCUCUCAUGGCAAGACAUGAUCAUUGGUUGUCUGUUUGCUGUCUUAAUCCUCCUUUGGGUAAUACGGGAUUUUUCCGAAGAACGUUGGUUAUUCAUAUUCACCAAGGAAUAUGCAACAGACGGCACAAUCGCUUUGUUCAUUGGUUCACUACCACUUUUCUUACCAGAUAAAAAUCCAUUUCAAAAUGAAUGGAUCUACAAACCAAUCCUACCGUGGAAUCAUUUAUCGAAAACAUUUCCUUGGGGUGUAUUCAUGUUACAAGGUGCUGGUCUAGCUAUUGCAGAUGGUUUCAAAACAUCUGACCUUUCAAGUACGAUGGCGACGUUCCUUCAAUUCAUUGUUGGUGCACCGAGCAUAAUCAUUAUCCUUUUCGUUAUCAUCAUUAGUGCUAUUUUCACCGAGUUUACAAGUAAUUUAGCAUGUGCCAGUAUUCUCUUUCCAAUUCUGCAUAGUAUUGCGACCAUAGCAAAUAUUCAUCCAGCUUAUUUAAUUAUGCCAUCAUGUAUUGCUGUUUCAUUAUCGUUCAUGUUACCAAUUGCUACGCCACCGAACGCCAUGAUAUUAUCGAAUGAAAGUGUGAAAGUAAUGGACUUAAUCCAAGCUGGUAUCAGCAUUAAAUUGUUCAGUAUUGUGGUUAUCUUUAUUCAAUCUGCUUUUGCAUUAUCAUACAUAUUCGACAUUGAUGACAUGAUAUCAUUAUCAACGAAUGGCACAUUAAAUUAG